GCUUAUAAAAUAACUUCAAAUUAAACUCCAAAUUUAUUUCAGCGCACAUUCGAUGCAAGCUUUGUAGAGUUUUCCUGUAGAUUACUUCUCUUCAUCGGCUUAAUUAGCAGGUCUUCCUCCCCUGCCGUCUGCAGGAAUGGAGGAGAUCUCAUGGAGAUUUGUGUUCUCACUUCUUCUCCUCGUUCUGGUAUCCCAAAUUGCUACGCCAACCCUAGGGAUCCGAUUUCCUCAGGCGAUCCCAGAAGCCUCCCGCCAGAAUACUAACCGCCCACUAAGGGCGGCCGUCUUCGCACUUGGAAGCUUCUGGAGAUCGGAGGCGGCCUUCGGAUGCCUGCCCGGCGUCGUACGGACGUUGGUUGGCUACGCCGGCGGCACUAAGCCUAACCCCGAGUAUCGGAACCUAGGAAACCACGCCGAAUGCGUCCAGAUUGAAUAUGAUCCGACUGUAAUUUCAUUCAAGCAGCUCUUGGAUGUUUUCUGGGCUAGUCAUGAUCCUAGACAGGUUUUUGGACAAGGCCCUGAUGUUGGUAAUCAGUACAGAUCCAUUAUAUUUACAAAUGGAAGUGUAGAGGCCCGGUUAGCUGCUUCCAGUAAAGAGACGGAACAAACUAAGAGCAGAAGCAGCAUUGUGACAACCCAAAUCCAGCAACUAGGAGUUUUCUAUCCUGCUGAAUCUGAUCAUCAGAAAUUCGAGUUAAAGCGCAACAAAUUUCUCCUGCAACUGAUUGGAAACAUAGAGGAAGAGGAGCUUCAGAAAUCAACAUUGGCAGCCAAAUUGAAUAGCUAUGCUGCUGAACUCUGUCCUCCCAAGAUUCAAAAGCAGAUUGAUGCCAAGAUUGAUGAGAUUCUUAAAAUCGGUUGGCCCAUCCUUAGGGAGCUGUAGAUGGUUUUUCCAAUGCAUUGAACUAUGGUUUCGUAUAUGAUGACUUUCUUACUAUUUCUUAAAGCAAUUUUUUAGUAUAAAAAUUAAAAUAUUUGUACUAAAAAACUAUUUUAAGAAGCAGUAAGAAAGUCGUCGCAAACGAGGCUUAAAUUUCGGUAUGUGUACAUGUUCUGAGUAUGUUGUUUGAGAUUGUUCGCUAAUCGCUUCUCUUUCAUGUGAUCAUACAUCAUUGUUGCAGGUCGAAGUUGGUUUUGAAUGCCAGUAGAACUUGAAUUGAUGGGUUGGUAA
Dendrobium catenatum is the source of this 1171-nucleotide messenger RNA. RefSeq names its product peptide methionine sulfoxide reductase A5. The record is from RefSeq and is a predicted model, not a curated record. The transcript is spliced from 4 exons. Gene Ontology annotation, biological process: cellular response to oxidative stress. Gene Ontology annotation, cellular component: cytoplasm. Gene Ontology annotation, molecular function: peptide-methionine (S)-S-oxide reductase activity. Lineage: Eukaryota; Viridiplantae; Streptophyta; Magnoliopsida; Asparagales; Orchidaceae. The coding region runs from base 137 to 883 and encodes 248 amino acids.